Molecule: messenger RNA, 1708 nt
Organism: Phyllostomus discolor (pale spear-nosed bat)
Lineage: Eukaryota; Metazoa; Chordata; Mammalia; Chiroptera; Phyllostomidae
Product: leukocyte immunoglobulin-like receptor subfamily A member 6
Exons: 8
Coding region: 20-1540 (506 amino acids)
Biological process (GO): cytokine-mediated signaling pathway
Molecular function (GO): inhibitory MHC class I receptor activity
Source: RefSeq, a predicted model, not a curated record
ACCUCCAUCUAGCCACACCAUGUGGGUUUGUAUGCUCUGCCAGGUCCCAUGGUGUUUCCCAUGUGCACAGCCUUCUCCAGCGGGAGGCAGCAUCAUGACCAUCGUGUCUGCCACUGUCUUUUGCCUCGGACUGUGUCUGGACCAGGAGACCUACCUGCAGACAGAGACACUGCCCAAACCCACCAUCUGGGCGGAGCCGAGCCCUGUUGUUGCUCAGGGGAGACCUGUGAGCAUCUGGUGUCAGGGGUCUAAGGAAGCUAAAGGGUACUACCUUCACCGGGAGCAGGUCCUGCAGCCCUGGAGAAAAAAGUUUCCACAGAGACCCAGAGGCAAAGUCAAGUUCCACAUCCUGCUCAUGACCCAAGACCUUGCCGGGAGAUACCACUGCAGAUAUCAAAGCCAAGCAAGCUGGUCCGUUCCCAGCAAGCCUCUGGACCUGGUGGUCACAGGAAUGUCUGACCCACCCAGACUCUCAGCUUUGUCAGGCCCCAUCGUGGCCCCAGGAGAUGGUGUGACCCUGCAUUGUGGCUCCUGGCAGGGAUUCAACUGGUUUUUUUUGUCUAAUGAAGGCGGAAACGGCAACUUCAAAAGCUUGGCCUCACAGCAUCGAGCUGAUGGGUGGUCUUGGGCCCUUUUCGCUGUGGGGCCUGUGAGCCCAAGUCACAGGUGGAUGUACAGGUGCUAUGGUGCUUUCUCAGGUUCUCCUUAUGUGUGGUCUUCCUCUAGCAACAUCCUGGAGCUCCUGAUCUCAGGUGCUUCUAGGAAACCAUCCCUCUCCGUGCUGCCAGGUCCCGUGGUGGCCCCUGAAGACACAGUGACCCUCCAGUGUUGCUCUGAUGUCAGCUAUGACAGAUUCGCUCUGUCCAAAGAUGGGGAACAGGAGCUCCCCCAACAACUUGGUUGGCAGCCCCAGUUUGGGCUCUCUCAGACCGACUUCUCUCUGGGACGGGUGAACAGUUCCCAUGGGGGCCGGUACAGGUGCUACGGUGGACACAGUCUCUCCUCUGAGUGGUCGGCCCCCAGCGACCCCCUGGACAUCCUGGUGGCAGCUUUGCUCCCCCAGAACACGUCACCCACUCUGUCAGCCCAGCCGAGCCCCACCGUGGCCCUAGGAGAGAAUGUGACCCUGAGGUGUCAGACUGGGAGCUUGUUUGAUACAUUUCUUCUGCUCAAGGCAGGGGUAGUCGGCCCCCCUCUGCACAUCAGGGCUCGGUCCCAUGAUGGGGUGUUUCAGGCAAACUUCCCGAUGAGCCCCGCCACCCUGGACCACGGGGGUACUUACAGGUGCUAUGGGUCACUCAACAGUGCCCCCUUCCUGUUGUCACAUCCCAGCAACCCCCUGGAGCUCAAGGUGGAAGGGACUCCUGUUACUGUCACCCCAUCAGUGCAGACCCCAAAUGCCACAAGUGGCACUCAACACCCAGAUUACACAGUGGAGAAUCUCAUCUGCAUAGGUCUGUCUGCACUGGUCCUGGUGGUGCUAGGGGUGUUGGUGUAUCAGGAGUGGCACAGUCGAAGAGGGUUCUCAAAGGUGAACUGAAGAUGGAGCAUACACAUGCCUCAGGAUUUGCAACAGAGACUUAGAUCAAAACCACACAUGCAAGGUAUGAUGACAAUGAAGGUUCAGAAAGUUGGAGCCACAAACAGUGUGAACUCGGUGCUGAGGACAAUUGAUAAACAAUUGAUACGGUGUGAUUACUGCUGAAGG